This is a messenger RNA of Monopterus albus (swamp eel), 1410 nucleotides long. It is a transcript of the gene eipr1, whose product is annotated as EARP complex and GARP complex interacting protein 1. Gene Ontology annotation, biological process: protein ubiquitination. The coding region runs from base 211 to 1374 and encodes 387 amino acids. The record is from RefSeq and is a predicted model, not a curated record. The transcript is spliced from 9 exons. NCBI's taxonomy places the organism in Eukaryota, Metazoa, Chordata, Actinopteri, Synbranchiformes, Synbranchidae. Gene Ontology annotation, molecular function: protein binding.
GUUGCACUACUGUCAGUGCGAAUUUUAAUCGUACGCUUAAGUUGCCUCGUUUUAUAAAUCGCGGAAGUGCAGCGACUGUGUUGUAUUUAUACACUUCGUAGUACCGUCAAAGAGAACACUUAGCCACACUGGCUUUUAAGUGUUAUUAUUGUGGACGUUGUUAAAAAAAACAAAGAUAAGGAAGCGCUAACCAUUAUAACAGACUGAAAAAUGGAGGACGACGCUCCUGUCAUUUAUGGUCUUGAAUUUCAGGCACGAGCACUUACUGCCCAGACUGCUGAAACAGAUGCCAUUCGUUUCCUUGUAGGCACACAGUCACUGAAAUUUGACAACCAAAUCCACAUCAUUGACUUUGAUGAUGAGAAUAACAUCAUUUCUAAGAAUGUCCUUCUGCACCAAGUUGGAGAGAUAUGGCACAUUGGAGCUAGUCCUGCAGAUAAGGCAGUGCUUAGCACCUGCUAUAACAAAACCAGUGACAGCAGGGUGGUGUCCUGUGCAGCAGUAUGGCGGAUGCCUUCUGAUUGGGAGACAGGGAGCCAUGAGUCACCUGAUGACUCCACCCACAACCCCCAAACCCUAGAGCUGCUCUGUCACCUAGACGACAGCACCCAUGGCAACACUACCUGUGUCCUGUGGGAGCCCAUGGGGGAUGGCAAGCGUGUGAUUUCAUUGGCUGAUAACCACGCACUACUCUGGGAUCUGCAGGAGAGCUCCACACAGGCCACGGUCUCCAGCACUGCUUCUCUGGAAGGCAAAGGUCAGCUGAAGUUCACCUCGGGCAAGUGGAGCCCCCACCACAACUGCAGCCAGCUCACCACAGCAAAUGACACUGCCAUCCGAGGAUGGGACCUUCGCACUAUGAGUCAGAUGUACUGUAUAGAGAACGCCCAUGGCCAGCUGGUGCGUGACCUGGACUUCAACCCCAACCGCCAGUACUACCUGGCCAGCUGCGGAGAUGACUGCAAGGUCAAGUUCUGGGACGUCCGCAAUGUGCAGGAGCCCGUUAAGACCCUGGAGGAGCAUUCGCACUGGGUGUGGAGCGUCCGCUACAACCAUAGCCAUGACCAGCUGGUGUUGACAGCCAGCAGUGACAGCCGCCUCAUCCUCUCCAAUAUGGUGUCCAUCUCCUCGGAACCAUUUGGCCACUUGGUGGACGACGAGGAGCUCAGCGAGGGGGAGGACAACCACCAGGAUGACAAGGGUAAGGAGCCCCUAAAGGACAGCGUGGUAUCCACCUAUGAGGAACAUGAGGACAGUGUGUACGCAGUGGAGUGGUCAUCGGCUGACCCUUGGCUCUUUGCCUCGCUCAGCUACGACGGACGCCUCGUCAUCAACAGGGUUCCCCGUGCCCUCAAAUACGGCAUCCUGCUCUGAGAGGGAGGGGGGGGACAGGUGAUCUGAGUGUGUGGG